UGUGUUCAGAGGGUUAGAUCAGUCACCUCGAUGCAGAGCACAACCUCUCCAUCACCUCUCAGCAUGGGGGACGAAGAUUACGACUAUUAUAGCUAUGAGAAUGAGUCUAACGUUACUGACAAUGAGACCUAUAACAUUGGCAGUGGCUUUUCAGACCUACCCGGCUCCCACAUUUUCCUGCCCACCAUGUAUUACCUGAUAUUCUUCACUGGAUUCUGGGGCAACAUCUUUGUGAUCGUGGUGGUGGGGAGCAAAGGCAAAAGAGCAGGUCGCCUGGUGGACAUCUUCGUCUUGAACCUGGCCAUGGCUGACCUGGUCUUCGUCCUCACGCUGCCUCUGUGGGCCAUCUCUUCCAGCCAGACGAACGACUGGGACUUUGGGUUUGCCAGCGAGUUCCUGUGCAAGCUGAGCAGCUACAUCAUCUCUGUCAACCGCUUCUCCAACAUCUUUUUUCUCACCUGCAUGAGCAUUGACCGCUACCUGGCAAUAGUGAAGAUGAUGGAUUCCAGGUACCUCAGAAGUAGUAAGUGCAUUCGCAUCACUUGUGCUGCCCUCUGGAUCGUCUCUGGCAUCCUUGGCGUUCCCUCUCUGAUCUACCGAAAAGUGGCGCCAUCUCUAGGCGGUCAGUCCUGCCAGGAAGAGGACAACUUGGCGAUCCUGAUCGGCAUGAAUCUGGGCAUGGUGUUCCUCACGUUCAUCUUCCCGGUGCUCGUCAUCAUGGUUUGCUACGGAACCAUCAUCAUGCAUCUCAACAGGCACUGCGCCGCUGCUGGGAACGCCCGAGCCGAGGGUCGCCGCAGACACUCGCUGAAGAUGGUCCUCUGCAUCAUCGUGGCGUUCGUGGUGUCCUGGCUGCCUUACAACACCUUCAAGUCCAUCAAAAUAAUUCUCUAUCUCUCAGAAGGCGAUCUAAGAAAUAAAGCAUGGCUGCACAACGGGUUCCUCAUCUCCUGCUGCCUGGCUUUUCUCAACAGCUGCGUGAACCCGGCCAUCUACUUCUUCUUGGACCACCACUUCAGGCGACGGGCGAAGUUCCUGUUCCAGAGCUGCGUCGGGAAGACAAAGAUGCUGCAGAGCUUCAACUCCUCUGCUUCUAUCACCAACCCCGGCACUUCUGAAACCUAUGCGACAAAUGGUGGGCGAACGCAGAUUCAGAUGUCCCUGCAGGAGGAGAACAAGUCAUUCAUUACCUUCUGAAAGUCCAGAAGAGAGCCCUGAUGUAUUACGGCAGAACAUUAAAUAACUCAUCUUAUUUUUUGUUUGUUUCUGAAAUAUUUGUUUUAUGUUUAAUUGUACAAUGGUUUUUUUCUUUUCUUUUGACUCACUCAUCUAAGAAAAUGCCGUUGAUACUGUUUAUACUGGAUGGCAGUACAUAACUUGACUGUUUAUUUUUUGCAUGUUGCAUUAUUAUUUUAGUAUUAAUCUAACAAUAGUUCCUAAACAUAACAUUAGCUUUGAAUUAUUAGCAUUUUUAUGUUUUUUGUAAAACUUUCAAGUUUUGUACUUUUCUGAUUCAUCUUUUGUUGUAAAACUGCGAGGAUUUUUGUAAAGUUUUUUUUUUAUUGCGGGAAAUAAAUGUGUAAGAAAAAAAAAACAGUUUUUUACAAUUAGCUGCAAGUUUUUCCAGAUAAACACUUUUUAUUAAAUUGCUGUGAAACUGACAAAGCUCCAGUAAUCCAUAGUUUACAUAUGUUAACUACAUUUAAUGAGUGGUUUGAUUUGUAUUGUUUUUUAAUAAAAUCUAAUUUUGUUAUACAUAUUUUUAUUGCUGCAGUGCUGCUCACCCACUUCUUAUGCUUAAACAAAUCUAUCCA
Molecule: messenger RNA, 1814 nt
Organism: Poecilia reticulata (guppy)
Lineage: Eukaryota; Metazoa; Chordata; Actinopteri; Cyprinodontiformes; Poeciliidae
Source: RefSeq, a predicted model, not a curated record